AUGGAUUUCUCGGAGGCGUACAAGUGCACGGGCCCCGCGCCCGCGCACUCGCCCGACGGGCGCUGCGUGGCCUGCGUCGUCGACUACCGGCUCGUCAUCCGGGACGCAGAGACGCUGCAGGUCCUCCAGCUGUACUCCUGCAUCGACAAGGUAGAACACAUAGAGUGGUCGUGCGACUCGGCGUACGUCCUCUGCGGCCUGUUCAAGCGCGCCACGGUGCAGGUCUGGUCCGUCGACCAGCCGGAGUUUACGUGCACGAUCGCGGAGGGGCCCGCGGGCGUCCGCGAGGCCCGCUGGGGCCCCGACGGCCGCCACGUCAUCACGUGCGCCGACUUCAACCUCCGCCUGGCAGUGUGGAACCUCCGGACCAAGGAGUUCGUGCACAUUCCGUCGCCGAAGACCGGCGCGAGCGGCGUCGCCUUCUCGCCCGACGGCAGGUACAUGGCCGUGCCAGAGCGCCGCGCCUGCAAGGACUACGUGCGGCUGUACGCGUGUGGGUCCUGGGAGCUGCUGGGGCGCUUCAGCGUGGACACGACGGACCUCGCGGGCCUCGCGAUAUCGCCGGACGGCGCGUACAUCGCCUGCUGGGACUCGGAGCUGCAGUACAAGGUGGUGGUGCUGGCGCUCAACGGCUCGCACGUGGCGACCUUCGAAGCGUACCACGAGGGCCUGGGGGUGCGGGCGGGGUGCGCGACGUGGUCGCCGUCGGGGCACGUGCUCGCGGCGGGGUCGUACGACGACACCCUGCGCAUGCUGUCCAACGUCACGUGGCGACCGCUCGCGGAGCUCGACCACCCGGGGCUCGUCGACGGGCCCAUGAACUGCGUCGUGUACGAGGAGGCCGUGGAAGCAGGUCCGGAGGGGGAGCGUUCGCGGUUCGAGGUGAGGGGUCUUCCAGCAGAGAUCCCCAGCCGUCCUGUGCCGGAUGAGUCCCCCGAGGCCCCCCGGGGGGUGUCGCGCGUGGCGUUCAGUCCGUGCGGGCGGUGGGUGGCGAGCACGUCCGCGACGAUGCCGCGGGCGCUGUGGGUGUGGGACACGCACGGCAUGGCGCUGACGGCGGUGCUGGUGCUGGCGGCCGCCGUCACGGACGUGGCGUGGUCGGGCGGCGACGUGGCGCAGCUCGCCAUCACGUCCGGCGGACCGAGGGUGUAUCUGUGGUCCCAGCACGGGGCGUCCUGCGUGCACGUGCCGCUGGGGGGACUCAAGGCGACGCAGGUGUCCUGGUCACCCAACAACGCGUCGUUCGUGCUCGCGGGCGCAAGCAGCUUCUGCUGCGCGUACCUCGCCCCGGACGACGAAGACCAGGGCUGA
This is a messenger RNA of Pedinophyceae sp. YPF-701, 1311 nucleotides long. Lineage: Eukaryota; Viridiplantae; Chlorophyta; Pedinophyceae. The record is from the annotation of a GenBank genome assembly.